This is a messenger RNA of Trichoderma harzianum CBS 226.95, 3612 nucleotides long. RefSeq lists its product as hypothetical. The record is from RefSeq and is a predicted model, not a curated record. The transcript is spliced from 3 exons. Lineage: Eukaryota; Fungi; Ascomycota; Sordariomycetes; Hypocreales; Hypocreaceae. Bases 1 to 3612 code for a protein of 1203 amino acids.
AUGUCUUCCACCUCUCCCCGUGAUCCCACGCGUCUUCGCCAUGCCCUUCAUCCGCUCUCAACCACGUCCUUAGCGGGCUACGGUAACCAGCUCGUCUCGCCCAUAUCCGCUGUGUCCAUGGCUUCCUCUCAUGUCCAGACGAUACACACGCCUGGCAGCGCCAUCCUGCCGUACAAUCCGCAGGAAUGGGUAGCAUCGCCAGCCGCCAUGGCAGCGACAGAGCGACCUCUGCAAUUUGAAAUGACAGCUUCACCAUCAAACCCGCCUCCGCCUCCGCCAUACACUCCUAGGAGAAGCAUGCAGCAACCUCGUCCCGUCAGUAUGGCUUUCGACUACUCACCGGCGCAAGUGGCCGCCGCUACUACUUCGCGCUUCUCUAACAUGCUGGGCCACCGGCCCUCUCCCGAGCCUCCAGCUGCUGCUACCCGCUCAUUUCCUCCCCCGCCGGGUGUGAGUGGUAGGGGAAGUUCUCGAGAGCGUCUCUUUGCACUGGCAUCUUUGGGAAGACGGAGAGACACCGAAUCUGCCAGCCCCCCAGAGCCGAUGCCCGCGUCUAGACGGAGCGUUGGGCCUGCCUUAUUCCACGCCUUGGAGCAAGAACGAGCCGCAGCUACAUCUGCUAUCAACGUUGACGCAUUUCCGCCAGCAUCUCGUAGAGCUGCCUCCACAGGCGCCAUCGAUACGCCGACGUCUGCCCGCUCACGGUCUACUUCUCAGACGAGGUGGGAGCCUGGCAUGCCACUCCCUCCGCCUCCGCCUGGGCCACCUCCGCCGCCUUCGUCGAGCAGAUCACAAAGCGUACAGGGCAUGGACAGGAACAAUGUGCCCAUCAUUUCCCCACCAACUCGCAGGCCUCCCCCUUCCGGUAUAUCGUCCCUAGGACCCGUUCCUCCAACGCCCGCCGACUGGGUUGACAGUGACACGCCGCCGGCCGCUCGGCCUCAGACUCAAGUAUCCUCUGCGCAGUUACAUCCUCUCGCGUCCGUCCAGACCGGCGAGUCGUCACGACAAAUACAGCUACCGCAGCCCACUGAGCCAGCAAAAGGGCGCGCAAGUGGCUUGAACCGUGCCAAGGCCGUGCGCCAUGACAAGACCAUCCUCCAGAGGAGAAGCGAGAGCCGUUCUCGACAUGAAUCCAGGGGAUCUAUUGAUAGCACGUUACAAGGACAGCAUAUUGCCGACAUUAUUGUUCCCCCGGCUGGUGGCCUGGCCCGUAAGCUUACUGUUGGCAAGACAACUCCCCGGAGCAGUGGGAAAGCCCCCAUGGACCAACCUCUUACCGGGGAAUCAUCAAAUUCCCGUAAUUCGACACCUCGGGCACCGGAUUCGGCGACAUUGCUACACCACGAAGCAGCCACGCCACCGUUCUCGCCAAUGCCGGCCAAGGCCUACCGACAACGCGGCGGAAGCCAAGGUGCUGUGCCAAAAUCUCUCCCGACUCCGCCGCCUCAGACCAGGUCUGCCUCUGGAUCGAUGAUUGCUGAGGCUUCACGCCUCUCUGCGUCCAUGGCGGCGUCGCCAUCCAAAGAAGUGAUUGUGAACCAGAGCGCUGCUGAAUUCGCAACUGGCACCAUCGAACGGUUUCGAUCAUUUGCGAUUAAAGAAGCCUCGGCUGCCACAGACGCAGACCGAGUCCGUCUCUUUUCAGAUUUCAUAGUCACCGAGUCCAGAAUUCGACGUGAGAGAUACUCGUCCGCUAUUGGCGCUAUGGGAUCUGAGAUCUUCGAUUUGAGCCGUGAUCUAUUUCGCCCCAUGAACGCUGCCCGGCGAGAGUCGAUGACUUCACAGUCUCUGGGCGAUUGGACUCCGGAGUCUUCGGAACCAAACCGAUCGCACCGGGGGUCUGUCAGUUCUGUCCACCAGGCUGACGACUCAUCGAGCUCGGCCCCAGCAUCUGGCAGCCUCCCGCCAUCCCCUGGGAUAAAGCAACCUCUUAACUGGGGCGGCACCGCAAAUUAUAUGCCCUCCCUCUCCCCCAUCCUUAGCAUGAGCGUGAGUGACAACCAUGAGAAUAGCUCACGUGGGAGACCUCCCAGUCGAUGGUGGGAAACGGAUUCAAAUGGUGACCCGAAUCGUGGUGGUUUUGAAAGAUCCAAGCGUGAGUCCAAGUACAUGGGUGUUCCCAAGGACCAGUGGAUCGAAGAUGAGCAGAAUACUCCGCAUUAUGCGACUAUAAGCGAGCAAGGCUCUUCGUCAGAGUAUCCUCCGGAAAAGACAGGCUGGCAUGACCAGGGAGAGGCGGUAUGGACUCCUCAGCCGUCAAACACCUCCGUGGCCUCUACUCCGUCGACGGCGACAAACAGGCAUGGGCUUUUGGAUGUUUCCAGAUUGGUCACCAUGCCACCCCCUUACCCAAGGCAUCAUCCUGCGGUGAAUAAUAACCACCCUGAGCUGACAUCGAUUCGCACCUCUGUACGAUCUUUGAGCGAGCUGGCGGAUAUUGAGGGGUCAAAAGAGAGAUUUGCUUCUAGCAGCCUCCGGCGCCGAGAGGAGGCUACCAAGGCAGCAGGAGAGCGUCGCCUGGCGCUGAGGUCCAACCUGCAGAAAGAAAUCAACUCGGGAAAUCUGGGGUACGCUGAUGCCGCGGCGAUUGAAUCCGACUUUAAUGAACAGGAGAAGGAUAAGAAGAAGGAGAUUGAGAAGCUGGAAUACGAGCAUUUUCAGAACCAAGUGGUACUGCCGUUGAACGACAUUCUGACGGAGCGAAUCACUCGAGCGACAGAGCUAUUCGAUGAUCUAGCACGGCACUUAUUCGACAGCAGCGAGAUCGAUGCCGACAUGCCCCAAGAAGAAGGAGACGAUAAGCCCGAGCUAUUAGAGAAACUGACUCUCCUCAAAUGGAUCUUUGAGCAGCGCGAGUCUUUGCACCGGGCCAUCUACGACUUGCUAUCGGACCGCAAUGCCCGAUACCGUGACGUUGUGCUGACACCAUAUCGACUGUCUGGCAACACGGAGAAACUCAAGUCGGCAGAGGCAUUUUUCAGAGAGGACGCAGAGAAGCGAGAAUACGCGUAUGCCAAUGAGGUACUAAACCGGGCACGUGAAUUCAGAUCCGUGAUGGAAGAGGCAGUUGCGCGUGGCAUCGAGCUACAGCUUUCGGCGUUUUGGGACAUCGCACCGCCGCUCUGCGGUCUUUUGGAUACUAUCCCGAUGGAUCUGGAGGAUUUUGGUGUUCAAAUUCCAGCUUCAGAGUACGAGGAGAACCCGGCGUAUCAUGAUCAUCCGCUACAGUACCUCUACAGCCUGCUACUCCAUGCCGAGAAGAGUACCUAUCAAUUCAUCGAGGCGCACACAAACCAGCUGUGUCUUCUUCACGAGGUCAAGGAGGCGGUUGUCAAUGCCAAAGCAAGGGUACUUGCAACGCAGCUUGCCGAAGCCGACGGUACACCGAUCCGACCUGAGGAUCGAGAGCUACGGGCCAAGCAGAUGCGAGAGGUGGAGAAUCGCCGUCUGACGGAGGAUCUCAAAGAAAAAGUACGGGUUGUACAGGACCAGUGGAACAGCUCACUGGGAACGGCCAUGGCGGCAGUGAAGCAGCGGGCUGGGGAGUGGCUGCUGCAGACGGGAGGAUGGGACGAGUCCCUGGAAGAUAACGGAGUUGGCGUGGUGUGA